AUGGCUUCAGUUUAUGGCUACUAUACUUCCAAAGAUAACCGAAAAUCCAUUUCCAAUCAAUUCCUUAAUAAUGCUUUUGUGUGGAUUGAAUGGAUAGUAAUGGAAAAUCGAGAAAUUUGGCUAUCAGAAAGUAAAUGGACCAAAAAAAAUACAAUGUUAAAAGAUGUUUCCAUAACAAUUAUUAUAAAAUACAUUGCACUACUAGCAAAUGAAGUUGAAAAGAUUUUGACGCAAAAUUUAUCUGAUCGCUUAGGCAUUGUAAUAGAUGAUAAAGUAGAUGAUUCUAGUCAAUACAUUGCAAUUUAUGCCUUCAAUUCACAGCAAAAUCAAGAACAAGAAAAUCCAGAAAAACAUCCACAACUCCAUUACUACCUAUUAGAUAUAUUACAUCCAAUUGUUCAUGACUUAUCGACAGAAAACUUCCGUAAUUUAAUCUGUUCCAUCCUGCACCGUUAUUCCAAAGAUUUCAGUUGCAUUUCCUAUUUUGUAGGUGCAACAUGCGAGAAGAAUAAAGCCCUUGCUGAAAGUAUCGGUAAACCGUUAAUUGCUUGUGCAUGUUACCGUUUAAACUUAGCUAUUAAACACUACCUAGGUGAAGAACAGUCCUUAAUUAACCGUUGUCGUAGUCAGCCCACGACAGGGAGACCUGGGCCUUCGAAGUUGUAUGAAUGCUAG
This is a messenger RNA of Trichoplax adhaerens, 675 nucleotides long. RefSeq lists its product as uncharacterized. The transcript has a single exon. The record is from RefSeq and is a predicted model, not a curated record. The coding region runs from base 1 to 675 and encodes 224 amino acids. NCBI's taxonomy places the organism in Eukaryota, Metazoa, Placozoa, Uniplacotomia, Trichoplacea, Trichoplacidae.